AUGCCACAUUAUAUAAGGCAUCGUCGUGUGAAACCAGAUCUGGAGGUGCAGAAGAGGCGAAAAAUUCAACAAGAAACAUUGACGAACGUGCUUCAUACUUCAAAGCACUGCAGUGAAGUAGUUGACAUCGUAAUCUUUCCCGUCACAGAUAUUCUCGAAAAUAGAAUAACCAUGGACAUAGAAUCGGAAGAGGCGCUAGUACUGUUGUUCGUUGAGGACUUAAUAAAUCUACGUAAUUUGUGUCUUCUGCUUGCGUACGUUUACAUUAAGCUGGUAGUACAACCAAGACAACAUCGUAGAGUUAGACGUCGGCUUAGAAGAGCAUCCUAUAGUAUGUCUAACCGUCUUCCGUCUCAAAUUGAGCAUAUCAAAUUGUUGGUAGAAAUAAGUGACAGAACAUGCAUUGAACAACUUCGCAUAGAUCGAAUCUGCUUUGGGCACUUAGUGAUGGAAUCCACGGCUAGUGGGGGAUGCAAUUCACAGGGCAACGGACAACGUCGAGUUUGGACGAGGGACGAGGAAAGUGCAUUAAUUCAAGGUUUGCGCGAUCUUGUUUCGCGGGGCUGGAAAUGUGACAACGGAUUUCGCUCAGGAUACACCAACAUAUUGGAGCAACAUAUGGCCCAGUGUUUUCCAGGUACUAACAUAAAAGCCGAACCGCACAUAUUAUCAAAGAUUACGGUUUGGAAAAAGAAUUAUGGUUUAAUAUUGGGAAUGCUUGCAACUUCGGGGUUCGAAUGGAGUGAAACGGGAAACAUGAUUGUUGUGAAGGAGGAUGCCGUUUGGCAAUCCUACAUCAACGUAAUUAACUCGUUCCCGGAACAAUGUGACGAUCUUAACAACAACAUGGACUCUUUUUCGGCCCAAGAGGGUGAGAGUAGUGCAUCCGGUAAGUCUAAGCGUGACGGGAAAAGAAAGCAUAAUGUUGAGGUGGAGGAUAAAAUAAUCGGCCUCAUUUCAUCCGUUUGCGAGGAGACGAACAAACGUCUUUCUGAAUUGUCGGUACGUUUUACAAACCAAGGAGACGCAAAAGAGCAACGAAUUGCAGUUUAUGAGGCUCUUAAAAAAAUUCCAAAUAUAACAACAGAUGAAAAGGUAAUUGUCGCGCGUUACUUAUGCAAAAACUUAGACGAGAUGGACCUCUUUUUCAGCCUUGAUGAUGUUGCGCAGUGCUCCAUGGAGCUCGGUAACAUUGAGCGGCGCUUCCGGUUGGAGGGGUGGACCGAGGAGGAAGAGGAGGCUUGCAAUCGUCUCUUUUUUCAGAAAUGUGCAGAAACGGACGACGUCCACCUGCCAGCCGUCGUGAAUUCGUUAUGGUUCGGACUCUUCCGUCAGUUGUCGGACCUCAUGCAGAAGGAAGUUUCGUGGAUGAAGGGACAUUACCGUGAAUUUCUUCAGUUCAUGACCACACCGGGAGUCGGCGUUCAUGAUGACGGCUCGUUCAUUAGUGUGAACCGAGAGUACUGGAAUUUCGUCAGAGAGGAGACGGAUAUAGAACAAUAUUUUCGUUGGAAUGGCUUCAAAUGGUACAAUGAGUGUGUGCAGCUAUGGAACUUACGGGGUGCGGCUCAGGUGGACAUCGAUCUUAACCCAUGUCAGACUUUGCAGAACCCAAUUCAUAUGGAUGUGAUGGAGGAUGAUUUUGAAGUCGAGGAGCAGGUUGAAAGCCCAAUCGAAGAUUAUCCAGUUCCUAUGGAUGACGAUGAGGAAUUAAGGGAGAAUGAGUUUGAUGUGGACUCAUGCGUCGACUCCAACUAA
Messenger RNA from Striga asiatica, 1758 nucleotides. The record is from the annotation of a GenBank genome assembly. NCBI's taxonomy places the organism in Eukaryota, Viridiplantae, Streptophyta, Magnoliopsida, Lamiales, Orobanchaceae.